AUGGCUAAUUCAAGAAUGAUUGCUGAAGACGACAAAUUUAGUCAUGAAGUUAUUACACACACAGGAUCAGGAAAAACUGUUGCUGCAAUUUAUGCUAUUCAUUUAGCAUUAAAAAAUGGAUCAAAAGUGAUUUAUACUGGUUCAAUUAAAUCUCUCUUGAAUCAAAAAUUCAAAGAAUUUGAAGAACUUUUUCCAAAUAAGGUUGAAUUGUUGACUGCGGAUAGCGUAAGAAACCCACAAAGUCUAAUUUUGGUAAUGGUAACAGAAAUUUUCAAUAAAAUGAUUUUGGAAUUUAAUCACACAAUCGAAAAUGUUUCUUAUAUUAUUUAUGACGAAGCACAUUUCAUGGGUGAUUUGAAAAGAGGAAAUAUUUGGGAGAAAAGUUUAAUAUGCUGUCCAAAAAAUAUAAAUAUUUUGCUUUUAAGUGCUACAAUUGAAAAUUCAAAAGAAAUUACUGCGUGGAUUACAACAAUUAAGAGCAAAUCUUGUCAUCUUAUAAAAACAAAAAAAAGAUUUGUUCCUUUAGAAUUUUAUGUUUUUUCGUGUGAUGAAUCACUUUUGUAUACUGUUAAAGAUGUCAAUGAAAAAAUUUAUAAUGCUGCAUUUGACAAGAUUCAAAAAGAAAAAUCUUAUGGUACUUCUAUUAAAAAAAAAUAUUUCUAA
Messenger RNA from Strongyloides ratti, 663 nucleotides. Its product is annotated as Superkiller viralicidic activity 2-like 2. Gene Ontology annotation, molecular function: RNA helicase activity; ATP binding; nucleic acid binding. The transcript is spliced from 4 exons. Lineage: Eukaryota; Metazoa; Nematoda; Chromadorea; Rhabditida; Strongyloididae. Bases 1 to 663 code for a protein of 220 amino acids. The record is from RefSeq and is a predicted model, not a curated record. Gene Ontology annotation, biological process: RNA catabolic process.